Messenger RNA from Homarus americanus (American lobster), 2757 nucleotides. RefSeq names its product myb-like protein AA. The coding region runs from base 172 to 1419 and encodes 415 amino acids. Lineage: Eukaryota; Metazoa; Arthropoda; Malacostraca; Decapoda; Nephropidae. The transcript is spliced from 3 exons. The record is from RefSeq and is a predicted model, not a curated record.
GUUGGAGGAGGGAGGUAGUGCUCAUCGCUCUGUAUUAAAAUAAUUGAAUAUUGUAUUUCUGGAUACAGUUCAUGACCGUUGAUUUAAAUUAAGCUGUGGAUAGUUAAACUUCCUCGUUGUGGAGGAUCCAGGUAGAUAGCAGCAGCAGCAACAAGGGACGUGUGGGUGGUGAUGGUGGGGGAGGCUGUGGCAGCACUCUGGGUUGUGACAGCGCUGCCCCUACCAGCAGGAUGGCACCAGUCUCACAUCUACCGUGCAGGGCGGGGGGAGCCUCACCAGGGUCUUGAGUCCUGGAUUCACACAACCACUAAAGCAGAUCUUCAUCAACUGUGGCGGCAGCAGCAACUCCAGGCACCAAGAGCUUCAGGAGACCUGUCUGUCAAAUUUGAGAAUUCCUGGGUUGCUACUGUGAGCACUGUUCAUCAAGCUGUCAGCAAAGUGCCUUCCAUGGGCCACUACAACAGGUGGUGGGAGGUGACUUUAGGUAGAGAAAACCAAGAGGGUGAAGCAAAAGCAUCUCUCAAGAACAAUAAUAAAAGUGGCUCUAGAUUGAAGACAAACUGGGUGAGAGAUGGAGGUGACACCAUUGAAGACAGUAGGUUACAGCAGCAGGGACAGCAGGCCAUGAUACAGCAACGGCGGGGAAGAAGAGACAGAACCUCUAGACAAGAGCGAGAGACCACCUACUGUCUGUCCUCCUCAACGCCAGAAUCCGCCGCUUUCACCUUCGCCUCCUUCAUCAUUCUUAUCGCCCAGGGGAUUGUCAAUGUGAUUAAUAUCAACAAUAACAAUAAUAAUAACAACAACAAUAAUAAUAACAACAAUGAUAACAACAAUAACAACAACAAUGUCAAUACAAAUAAUGUUGUCACAAUGAAUAAUGAAGAAAAUAAUGCAGAGGUGAACAUGGGCAGGAGGCUACACAGGUCACUACCAGCAGCACCACAAUCACUGACACGAAGGAAAGUUUCUCGAGGUGGUUUCCUGCUUAACCACAGAAAACCAAGUCGUGGGUUGAGAAGGUAUUCUGGAAAAUCUCUCCACCACCAGAUAACCCUUCAACCCAACACAACUGACACACUUAUCGAUGUUGACCUAUCACUGUCACCACCAUCGUCAUUACUAUCAACAGAGCAUAACAGAGCAGUAAACCAUCAACAUACACACCACCAUAAAACCACUGUGGCAGCCGUGAACUUGGAACUACAACCACAGCAACCAAGAUGUGAGUGUCAACAAACAAGAUCCAAAAGGUCAACACCUGAGACAUCAACCCUUGGACAGUGCCUCAAGUAUGUCUUGUGCCGAGUAAUUAACCUCCAGAUGUCAGGUUCACAAGACUUCCUCUCCAGAUACUUGCAGUUACAGGGGCAGGCGAUACGAGGGAGGCUUUUACGUGGAGGGUCGUGUGAGGUCUAGACUGCUACCUGUCCUCAUUUGAGUGUCUGACCAGUUCUACUUCAAAAUAAGAUGCCAGGGUUUUCCUCUACACUUCCCACACAGAUGCUGUAAGUCCCUAGUAAUGAUAAAUGCUAGCAUGACCUAAAUUAUUUAUUUUAUUUAUACUGUACUGUAUUUCUUGUGUUUAUGAAUAACGGUUUGUAGCCUUUAUACCGAGUCUCAUGUGGAGAGUAUGAUGUAUGUGAUGGGUGUAGUUCAGGGUACUGCACUAACUCCAAAGCUGUCAUUAUCAGAGCACAUGAGAGGAAUCAAGAGUUUUAUCUUUUCACUAAUUCAGAAAAUCCACUGAAUAGUUUCCAUGGAGGAUUAAAUAUAAUAAAAAACACUUAUCAUAGAGAAUAUUAUAUUUUUUUCAUAUGAAACAUACAUUAUUUACAUGUCAGGGAAAAAAACAUGUUCAAUAAAAAAGUGGGCUAUAAUAUAGUGAUAAAAUUUGUUCUAAUAUUCAUAUGAAUAAAGUCAAACCAAAGACAGUAUACAGUAUUGUGUGAGCACUGGUCACAAAUACUGCCAGAGUACACGCCUCUGUAUAGUGUAGUUCCAAUACCCUGUUAAAAUACAAAAAGGUACCUCAUUGAUUUAUCAUAACUAUUAGAUGCCUUCCCUAUAAUCUGGAACAAAAGGGCAGCAUCCCAGGGAAGAGUUCAGAUAUAGUAUAGUUAGGUCACAAUUUGCCACAACCAACCAAUUUACUAAAACUCUUAUACAAGUCUUUUGUUACAUAUAUAUUGUGCAGGUUAGGUUAAAGCACUAUCAGAAUCGUUGUAGCCACCUGUUAUAAAACUCAUCUAUGCCACUGUGGAUAUGAAAGUAAACCUUAACCUGACCCAAUGAUGAUGAUGGCCAUAUUACAUCAGCUCUCUACUCAGUGGAGGAGAACUAAUAAAGGUUACAUAUUACUUAUCAUUUACUAAUUUAAAAUUUAGAUUAUCUACAUAGUUUAUUAAAGUUUUAACCCUUAAACUGUGGCCAUGGAAAAAUUGGCUGAUCUGUGUUUUUAUCAAUUCUUUUAAAAAAAUUCAAAUGGAAUUACAGGCAUUCAUGCAGAAUAACAGAAUAUGGAGAAAAAAUCUUUACUUACCAUACAACUUAACUGGUGGAUGUUUUUAUCCAUGCACAAUUCCAUCAUCACCAUUUUACAGUAAUUUUUCAUACUUGGGCAAUAAUGGUCAGGGAAUCACUUGCCUCCCUCUUAUCACCUGCUAAACUGUGACAUAGAAGUUCCACUUCAUACCUGACAAAGGCCUACUCAGGAUGCUGCUCACAUGUUCCCUAACUUAUACAAAAAAAAAGGUA